Messenger RNA from Hyla sarda, 3892 nucleotides. It is a transcript of the gene FLII, whose product is annotated as FLII actin remodeling protein. The record is from RefSeq and is a predicted model, not a curated record. Gene Ontology annotation, molecular function: phosphatidylinositol-4,5-bisphosphate binding; actin filament binding. NCBI's taxonomy places the organism in Eukaryota, Metazoa, Chordata, Amphibia, Anura, Hylidae. Gene Ontology annotation, cellular component: cytoplasm; actin cytoskeleton; nucleus. Gene Ontology annotation, biological process: barbed-end actin filament capping; actin polymerization or depolymerization; actin filament severing.
CGCUUCUUAUUGGCUUUUUAACUGUCAGUCAUCCGGAGAUAGCGCUCGAGAGAACCGUGAGGGGGGCGUGGCUAGAAAGUGGAUGGGUUAGGGUGUGUACGGCUAAGUGACAGGACGUGAGGCAGGUUGUGUGAGCGGAGGAGGGGGCGGGACUUAACCGCUUCCUGCUCUUCACACCAGACAGACCCUCCCUGGAACCGGGACAAUGGCGGCUACCGGGGUGCUGCCUCUUAUCCGAGGGGUGGACCUGAGCGGCAAUGAUUUUAAGGGUGGAUACUUUCCUGAACAUGUCAGGUCUAUGUCGAGCCUGCGAUGGCUGAAGCUGAACAGGACCGGGCUGUGCUACCUGCCGGAAGAGCUGUCUUCUCUGCACAAAUUGGAGCACCUAUCGGUGAGUCACAACAGCCUGACCACAUUACAUGGCGAGCUGUCGUCCCUGCCCUGCCUUCGGGCUAUCGUAGCUCGUGCCAACAGCCUGAAGAAUUCUGGGAUCCCGGAUGACAUCUUCCAGCUGGAUGACCUCUCUGUAUUGGACCUCAGUUAUAACCAGCUGACGGAGUGCCCGCGAGAGCUGGAAAAUGCUAAGAACAUGCUGGUCCUCAACCUCAGCCAUAACAGCAUCGACAACAUUCCCAAUCAGCUCUUCAUAAACCUGACCGAUCUGCUCUACCUGGACCUCAGCGACAACAAGCUGGACAGUUUGCCUCCACAGAUGCGGAGACUGGUGCACCUGCAGACGCUUAUCCUCAAUAAUAACCCCCUGAUGCACGCCCAACUCAGGCAGCUCCCUGCAAUGGUCGCCCUGCAGACGUUGCAUUUAAGGAACACGCAGCGAACACAGAGCAAUCUGCCUACAUCCCUGGAAGGCCUUAAUAAUCUAUCAGAUGUUGACUUGUCCAUGAAUGACCUGAGCCGGGUCCCCGAGUGCCUGUACACACUUGCCAACCUGAAACGCCUGAACCUCAGCAGCAACCAAAUCUCUGAACUCUCCCUGUGCAUCGAUCAAUGGACUCAGCUCGAGACCCUCAACCUCUCCCGCAACCAGCUGACCUCAAUUCCGUCUGCUAUCUGUAAGUUAUCCAAGCUGAAGAAGCUUUACCUAAACUCCAAUAAGCUGGACUUUGAUGGCAUCCCAUCUGGUAUUGGCAAACUCAGCAAUCUGGAGGAAUUUAUGGCAUCCAACAACAACCUGGAGCUUGUACCUGAGAGUCUGUGCAGAUCGGGCAAGUUACGGAAGUUGGUUCUGAAUAAAAACCGCCUGGUCACCUUGCCGGAAGCCAUCCACUUCUUACCAGACUUGGAGGUCCUGGAUGUAAGAGAGAACCCCAACCUUGUGAUGCCCCCCAAACCAGCGGACCGCACCUCUGAGUUCUACAACAUAGAUUUCUCCCUACAGAACCAAUUACGCCUGGCAGGGGCAUCCCCAGCCACAGCCGCUGCUGCCGCCGCCGCUGCAGGUGCUGGAAGUGCAACAAAGGAUUCCUCCGCAAGAAAGAUGCGUCUCAGGCGACGUAAGGACUCCACCAAGGAUGACCAGGCCAAGCAGGUGCUAAAGGGAAUGUCGGACGUGGCUGAGGAGAAGAACAAGAAGAUACAGGAGAACGGUGAAAUGAAGUACACCGACCUGAAGACCCGGCGGUGGGACCAGGGGCUGGAGAAGCCACAUUUGGAUUAUUCAGAGUUUUUCACUGAAGACGUAGGACAGAUCCCUGGUGUCACUGUCUGGCAGAUUGAAAACUUCAUCCCCAUCCUGGUGGACGAGGCUUUCCAUGGGAAGUUCUAUGAGGCCGACUGCUACAUUGUGCUGAAGACGUUCAUGGAUGACAAUGGCGCUCUACACUGGGAGAUCUACUACUGGAUCGGCCAGGAGACUUCCCUGGAUAAGAAAGCUUGUUCUGCUAUCCACGCCGUGAAUCUGCGAAACUACCUGGGCGCCGAAGGCCGCACUAUUCGGGAAGAGAUGGGCGACGAGAGCGAAGAGUUUAGUCUGGUGUUUAACAAUGAAAUUUCCUACAUAGAAGGAGGAUCAGCCAGUGGCUUCUAUACAGUGGAAGAUGCACAAUACAACACCAGACUCUACAGAAUUUACGGCAAGAAAAACAUCCGCCUGGAGCCUGUACCGUUAAAAGGCUCCUCCUUGGACCCCCGGUAUGUGUUUCUCCUGGACCAUGGUCUGGAAAUUUACACCUGGAGAGGGUCACAAGCCACGCUCAGCAACACUACCAAAGCCAGACUGUUUGCUGAGAAGAUCAACAAGAACGAAAGAAAGGGGAAAGCGGAGAUCAUACAGGUUACAGAGGAGCAGGAGACCCCCGAGUUCUGGGACGUGUUGGGGGGACAACCGGAGGAGAUCAAGCCUUGGGUACCAGACGACUUCCAGCCGGCACGGCCCAAACUUUAUAAGGUUGGAUUGGGUCUGGGGUAUCUGGAGCUGCCGCAGGUGAACUACAAGAUCUGUGUGGAGCAUAAAAAGAGGCCGAAAAUAGAUCUGGUGCCAGAGAUGAGGCUGCUCCAGAGCCUGCUGGACACCAAGUCCGUGUACAUCCUGGAUUGUCACACUGACAUAUUCAUCUGGAUAGGAAGGAAGUCUUCUCGCUUGGUCAGAGCGGCCGCUUUGAAGCUUGGACAGGAGCUGUGCGGAAUGCUCCACCGGCCCAAACAUGCCAUGGUAAUCCGGAACCUGGAGGGCACAGAGUUCCAGGUGUUUAAAUCGAAGUUUAAGAACUGGGACGAUGUCCUGAAGGUGGACUACACCAGGAAUGCCGAGAGCGUGGCGCAGCCCGGUGGGCUACAGGGAAAAGUGAAGAAAGAUGCAGAGAAGAAGGACCAGAUGAAGGCUGACCUCACUGCUCUCUUCCUGCCACGUCAGCCCCCUAUGCCAGCUUCAGAGGCCGAGCAGCUCACUGAGGAGUGGAAUGAAGAUCUGGAUGGAAUGGAAGGAUUUGUACUGGAGGGGAAGAAGUUUGCCCGUCUACCUGAAGAAGAGUUCGGCCAUUUUCACACAGAGGAUUGUUAUGUGUUCCUGUGCAGGUAUUGGGUCCCGGUAGAACAUGAAGAAGAAGAGGAGCAGCAGAGGAAGAAGAGGAAGAUCAAUGAUGAUGGAGAAGAGGAGGAGGAUGACGAGGAUGAGGAGGAGAAGCAGCCGGAGGAAGACUUCCAGUGUGUGGUCUAUUUCUGGCAGGGCAGGGAGGCCUCCAACAUGGGAUGGCUCACGUUCACAUUCAGUCUGCAGAAGAAGUUUGAGAGUCUGUUCCCAGGGAAGCUGGAGGUUGUCAGGAUGACGCAACAACAAGAAAACGCCAAAUUCCUCUCACAUUUUAAGAGAAAGUUCAUAAUUCACAAAGGGAAAAGGAAGAUGAGGGACGUGGGGCUGCAGCCGAGCCUUUACCACAUGAGGACCAAUGGGAGCUCCCUGUGCACGAGGGUCAUCCAGGUGAACACAGACUGCAGUUUGUUAAAUUCAGAGUUCUGCUAUCUGCUGAAGGUUCCCUUUGAGAGCACCGAUAACCAAGGGAUCGUGUACACCUGGGUGGGGAGAGCUGCGGACCCCGAUGAGGCCAAACUUGCGGAGGACAUCAUGAACACCAUGUUUGAUGACAUGUAUAGUAAACAGGUUAUAAAUGAAGGCGAGGAGCCAGAAAACUUCUUCUGGGUGGGCAUCGGGGGCCAGAAACCAUACGACGAGGAUGCAGACUACAUGAAGUUCUCCCGUUUAUUCAGAUGCUCUAACGAGAAGGGAUACUUCUCCGUGUCCGAAAAAUGCUCCGACUUCUGUCAGGACGACCUCGCUGAUGAUGACAUCAUGCUCCUGGACAACGGCCAAGAGGUCUACAUGUGGGUUGGGAGUCAGACCAGCCAGGUGGAGAUAAAGCUCAGCUUGAAGGCGUGUCAG